Molecule: messenger RNA, 2282 nt
Organism: Myiozetetes cayanensis
Lineage: Eukaryota; Metazoa; Chordata; Aves; Passeriformes; Tyrannidae
Gene: GLA
Product: galactosidase alpha
Exons: 9
Coding region: 7-1413 (468 amino acids)
Biological process (GO): oligosaccharide metabolic process; glycosylceramide catabolic process; glycoside catabolic process
Cellular component (GO): cytoplasm
Molecular function (GO): alpha-galactosidase activity
Source: RefSeq, a predicted model, not a curated record
CCGGUGAUGAUGGUGGUGGUGAUGGUGAUGGUGAUGAUGGUGGCGGUGGCGGCGGCGCUGGACAACGGGCUGGCCCGCACGCCGCCCAUGGGGUGGCUGCACUGGGAGCGCUUCCUCUGCGGCACCGACUGCGCCGGCCACCCGAGCCGCUGCGUGAGCGAGCGGCUCUUCGUGGAGAUGGCGGACAGGAUGGCGUCCGAGGGCUGGAGGGAGGCGGGCUACGAGUUCCUCUGCAUCGACGACUGCUGGAUGGCCCCCACGCGCGACGGGCAGGGCAGGCUGCGGGCCGACCCCAGGCGGUUCCCCGGGGGGAUCCGCCGGCUGGCCGACUACGUGCACUCCAAGGGCCUGAAGCUGGGCAUCUACAGCGACGUGGGGAAGAAGACGUGCGCCGGCUUCCCCGGCAGCUAUGGCCACUACGAGCUGGACGCCAGCACCUUCGCCUCGUGGGGCGUGGACCUGCUCAAGUUCGACGGCUGCAGCUCCGGCUCGCCGGAGCAGCUGGCAGAAGGUUACAGGCACAUGUCUCUGGCCCUGAACAAGACUGGAAGGAGCAUUGUGUACGCCUGCGAGUGGCCUUUCUACCUGAGGCCCAUGCAGCAGAGCCCUGAACUGCACCUGAGGGAACCAAGCAGCAAACCUCUGGCAGUGCAGACACACAGGCUCAGUGUUACUCCUCGUGGACACAGAGAGUGCUGCAGACUCAGCCUUGCAGUCACCUCUGGGGACCAGGAGAGAGGCUUUGUGACAUCCCCCACAUUGCUCAGUGACACAUUUCUGCCAGCCAGGCCCAAUUACACGGAGAUCAAACAGUACUGCAAUCACUGGAGGAACUUUAAUGAUGUCUAUGAUUCCUGGAACAGCAUCAAGAGUAUCUUGGAAUGGACAGCUCUUCACCAGGACAGCAUUGUGAAGAUAGCUGGGCCGGGGGGCUGGAAUGAUCCUGACAUGCUGGUGAUUGGAAACUUCGGGCUGAGCUGGGACCAGUCGGUGACUCAGAUGGCCAUGUGGGCCAUCAUGGCAGCUCCCCUCUUCAUGUCCAACGACCUGCGGCGCAUCAGCCCCGAGGCCAAGUGUCUGCUCCAGAACAGGGAGGUGAUCGCCAUCAACCAGGACCCGCUGGGCAGGCAGGGAUACCGGAUCCUCAAGGACAAGACCUUUGAGCUGUGGGAGAGGCCCCUGUCUGGCCGAGCCUACGCUGUGGCCGUGCUGAACCAGCAGGAGAUUGGGGGACCCCAGAACUUCACCUUCUCCCUCACCUUCCUGGGCAAUGGGCUGGCCUGCAACCCCGCCUGCUCCGUGCGCCAGGUCCUGCCAGCCAGCAGGGACUGGGGCGUUUACAGCUGGAUCUCCUCCCUGAGCGUGGAGGUGAACCCCACGGGCACCGUGCUGCUCAAAGUCCUGCCACUCUAGCAGGCACAAAGACAGCCUUCUCCUAAGCCUUAGACUCUGUCUGAACUCCUUGAGGACUCCUCCUGUGGCAGGAGUCUCCUUCCUCCAAGCAGGUGCCUUUGUUCUCAGUACUUGAACUUCCAGCCUAAGGUGGCAAAUACCCAUCACUCCAUCACCAAGAGGGAACAAAGAAAGGGAUGCUGGUCUGCUAUUUACCCUUUCUCUGGCAUCUCACCCAGCUCCUUCUCCAAGGGGCUGGAAGGGCUCUAGCAGGGCAGCAGCUCCUUCUACCAAGCAAGGAAAGGCAAGGGAUACACAUGCAGCAUCCUACAGCUCACCUUGAGCAUUUCAGGGGCAGAAGGGAACGCAUCCUGGCCACCUUGCUCUUUUUCCACACCAGGGCACACAGUCCAAGAAAAGCUGCUCCUACCCCUCUAAAGAAACCCACCACUCUGCUCAGAGCAUGGACAUUUACUUUCUGACGACUCAGGGACUGGCCUAAAUCAUUGCACUUAGCAACUUUAUUGACAGCUGCUUGCUUGGUAUAAACAGGAUUAAGUGGCAUGCUGCAGGACUAAGCUUCUGAGAGUUUCUCCUCACACCAGAAACCUUCCUCUCACCAGUGGCUGUCACUUCCCUCUCUACCCUUCAUGUGGCCACUGGAGUUCCCUUCCUCAGUGAGCUGCCUUCCAGAAACAGCUGUGUGCUUGCUUCCAGUGCUGGCAGCAGCCUUUGAAUGACACAGGUCCUUCCAGGACUGGAGAUGGAUCAUAACUUACGCAGCCAUGCAUGUACAAGUAUGUUCUCUUCUGACCACUACACAGUCAGGAUUCCUUCACCUGUUCUUUUGUGAUUAAGCACUUUGAUUAAAAGUCCCUUUAAAAGGCUAA